ACAAUAAACUAUCUUGGGGGUUACUUUGAUCAAAUAUAAAUGUAAUUCAAACUUGAUUGUGAUUUUCAUUGUAACUCAAGUAUUAUAAAAUGACUAGUUCAACUUUAAAAUUGCUGAUUGUUUGUUCAUUAAUUGUCUGUUCAUUGGCUAUCGCCACUUUAGAUGAUAUUGAUCGAUCUGAUAUUCCUCAAAUAAUUGAAUCUCGUGGGUUCAUAUGUGAAUCUCAUUAUAUUGUAACAAGUGAUGGUUACAUUUUGGGUAAUUAUCGUAUUGUGAAUCCAUUGGCUUCCAAACAUUUCAAGGAACCAUUAAAACCUGUAAUAAUUCAAAGUGGAUUCCUUGGUUCAGCCACUGACUUUAUCAUUAACGCACCAACUGGUCAAAUAAAUGAACAAAUCCUAGCUAAUUAUACAGAUUUAGAUUCAGUUGACUUUGAAUCAGAAGGACAAAAUUUGGGUUUCAUUUUAGCCAAUUUAGGUUAUGAUGUUUGGUUGACCAAUCCAAGAGGUAACUAUUACUCGACUAACCACACCACAUUGGACCCAAAAGAAGAUGGCAAACAAUUUUGGUCUUUUUCACUCGAUGAAAUGGCACUGAUUGACCUACCAGCCAUGAUUGAUUACGUUCUCAAUAAUACUGGGCAAAGUUCUCUUGCUUACAUCGGUUAUUCACGAGGAAGUGCGAUCAUGUUUGCUUUACUUUCCGAGAAGCCAGAAUACUCUGAUAAAAUAUCACCUUUUAUAGCCAUGGCUCCACCAGUUUUCCUGAACAAUGAAAAAUCCUAUUACAGAGCUCUUGCCAGUUCAAAGUUCAUUCUCAACUUUAUCCGUGACCAUCCUGGUUCCUGCUUUGGUCGAGCUAUAACAGAUAUCGCAGGAAUAUGUAAUAAUUUCCUUAUUAAGCCUUUGUGUCACCAACUCGAGAUGAGUUUAUUAAGUAUUGAUAGAGAGACGAGCAACGCGACACGGAUCAACAUUUACCUUUCUCAUCUGCCAGCUGGAGCACCAUGUUGGGAUCUCAUCUAUUUUUCUCAGCGAAUCACCCAAGAAAAUUUCACUCACAUUGAUUUAGGUCCUGAUUUUAAUAUGAAGAGAUACGGAUCCAAGACACCACCUAUGUAUAAUUUAAGAAACAUUGUUAAUCAAGAUAUUUACAUAUUACAUUCAACUGGUGACAAAAGAGCCAGUCCAGUUGAUGUUCAAAAAUUGGUAGAUGAACUAGAAGUUUUUCCAGCUGAUAGGAUUACCAUUGAAGAUGAAAAAUUCAGUCAUCUUGAUUUCUUCCUGGAUAAAAAUGUAGCCCAAAGAGUCAACAAACCAAUCGCUAAAAUACUUGAUCGUUACAGAUCCACAUAAAUGUAAAUUCACACUUUGACAUUAAAUACUUUGAUCACAAUCUUUAAAAA
Molecule: messenger RNA, 1405 nt
Organism: Tetranychus urticae (two-spotted spider mite)
Lineage: Eukaryota; Metazoa; Arthropoda; Arachnida; Trombidiformes; Tetranychidae
Product: lipase member K
Biological process (GO): lipid metabolic process
Molecular function (GO): hydrolase activity, acting on ester bonds
Source: RefSeq, a predicted model, not a curated record